This is a messenger RNA of Camellia sinensis, 2254 nucleotides long. RefSeq names its product NAD-dependent malic enzyme 59 kDa isoform, mitochondrial. Gene Ontology annotation, molecular function: malate dehydrogenase (decarboxylating) (NAD+) activity; NAD binding. Gene Ontology annotation, biological process: pyruvate metabolic process; malate metabolic process. NCBI's taxonomy places the organism in Eukaryota, Viridiplantae, Streptophyta, Magnoliopsida, Ericales, Theaceae. Gene Ontology annotation, cellular component: mitochondrion. The record is from RefSeq and is a predicted model, not a curated record.
UGACUUUCAAAAAUCAGACUAUAAAUUCAGAGGAAUUGAUCGAUACACAUCACCAUAUAUAUAUAUAUAUAUAUUGAUUUCUAUAUAGAUUUGUGUAAUAGUAAAUCCAUUAAUUUCAACCUACUUGAUCUGAACUCGGCACAGGAAAAAUGUGGAGGCUCGCUCGAUCUGCGGCGUCGAAUCUCCCCCGUACACGGCGGUUCUCGACGUCAAUCCCUGGUCCGUGUAUAGUUCACAAGCGUGGUGCUGAUAUUCUUCAUGAUCCAUGGUUCAAUAAGGAUACUGGCUUCCCUUUAACAGAAAGAGAUCGUCUUGGGCUCCGUGGUCUCCUCCCUCCUCGUGUGAUAUCAUUUGAGCAGCAAUAUGCACGUUUCAUGGAGUCAUAUCGAUCACUUGAAAAGAAUACUCAAGGCCAAGAUGAUAGUUUUGUGUCCUUAGCAAAAUGGAGGAUCUUGAAUAGAUUGCAUGACAGGAAUGAGAUUUUAUACUACCGAGUCCUUAUUGAUAACAUUGAGGAUUUUGCUCCAAUAAUAUACACUCCAACAGUAGGAUUGGUAUGUCAAAACUAUUCAGGGUUGUUCAGACGCCCACGGGGAAUGUACUUCAGUGCCAAAGAUAAAGGAGAGAUGAUGUCCAUGAUCUAUAACUGGCCUGGUCAUCAGGUUGACAUGAUUGUCUUGACAGAUGGCAGUCGCAUUCUUGGUCUAGGUGAUCUUGGGGUCCAGGGAAUUGGAAUACCCAUUGGAAAACUCGACAUGUAUGUCGCGGCUGCUGGUAUCAACCCACAGAGAAUACUUCCAGUUAUGCUUGAUGUUGGUACCAACAAUCAAAAGCUUCUUGAAAACCGUCUUUAUUUGGGACUUCGGCAACCUCGGUUGGAAGGAGAGGAGUAUCUAUCAAUUGUUGAUGAAUUUAUGGAGGCAAUUCACGCCCGUUGGCCCAAGGCUAUUGUGCAGUUUGAGGAUUUUCAAAUGAAGUGGGCUUUUGAAACACUGCAACGGUAUCGAAAAAGGUUCUGCAUGUUCAAUGAUGACAUACAGGGAACUGCUGGGGUUGCACUGGCAGGACUACUUGGAACUGUAAGGGCACAAGGUCGACCAUUGACUGACUUUGUGAACCAAAAGAUAGUGGUAGUUGGAGCUGGAAGUGCAGGGCUUGGUGUUUUUAACAUGGCUGCACAGGCUGUUUCGAGAAUGGCAGCAGCUGAAACACAUCCUCAGUUUUUCCUACUUGAUAAAGAUGGUCUCAUUACAACGGAAAGGAAGGUUGUUGAUCCAGCAGCUGCACCAUUUGCUAAAGCCCCUGGGGAGAUCGAGGGUUUGGGACUUAGGGAGGGAGCAAAUCUCGUUGAAGUGGUUAAAAAAGUCAAGCCUCAUGUACUUCUUGGUUUGUCUGGAGUUGGCGGUAUCUUCAAUGAGCAGGUGCUUAAGGCCAUGAGAGAGUCAGAUUCCCCUAAACCUGCCAUAUUUGCAAUGUCAAAUCCGACGAUGAAUGCUGAGUGCACUGCUGUUGAUGCUUUCAAUCAUGCUGGAGAAAAUAUAGUUUUUGCAAGCGGGAGCCCUUUCAAAAAUAUUGACCUUGGGAAUGGAAAAGUGGGCCAUGUAAAUCAAGCAAAUAACAUGUAUCUGUUUCCUGGGAUUGGGAUGGGAGCUCUUCUUUCAGGUGCUCGUUUGAUUUCAGAUGGGAUGUUGCAAGCAGCUUCUGAAUGCCUUGCUUCAUAUAUUACAGACGAAGAAAUUCAAAGUGGUAUUUUGUAUCCUCCUACAAGAAGUAUUCGAGAUAUAACAGCAGAGGUUGGAGCUGCUGUUGUUCAAGCAGCAGUUGCCGAAGAACUGGCAGAAGGACGCUGUGAUGUGGGACCCAGAGAGCUCAGGCAGAUGUCAAAAGAGGAGACGGUGGAAUAUGUCAAACACAACAUGUGGUAUCCAGUUUACAGCCCUCUUGUUCAUGAGAAAUAAAGUUCUGAUAAUCUCUCUCUCUCUCUCUGUGCGAAUGAUAUUUUCUGCAGACACCAUCCCAACAUUCUGCAGCCAUUCAAAUACUGAUGAUGUAACUGUAGUUUUGAAGCCUAGAGUAGUAAUGUGGGUGAAAAAACAGAACUGGAGAGAGAAGGGUCAUAGAAGUUGAAAAAUAAGUGCUUAUUGAUGUAAUGAACAACAGCUUGUAAACUUUUUCUUUUUUAGUUUUUUCAAAACCUUAUUGAUGUUUCAUGUAUGCCCCUCUUUUUCUAGUCUACUUCAAUUUGGUAUUUCAA